GUGUGUGUGUUGGUGUGUGUGGGCUGGUUCCUCCCUGCAGUGGAGGAGAGAGGAGGAGGAGGAGAGCGGAGCUGAAGGUCACAGCUGGAGCAUCAUCUUCAUUCUCCUCAUCACCAUCACGACACUGAUUUCCGAUCGUUUAUCGAUCAGCUGAUCGGAUCUUUUCGCUGCAGGAGGAGCGCGUGAUGACGUGAGACAGGAGGAGGACGGAGCGACAGACGGAUCAGCUGCUGCAUCCCUGCGUGUCUCUGCAUCCUGUCUGUCUGCCUGUCUGUCUGACUGACUGAGGGACUGACUGUCCUCCACCUGCCUGUCUCUGUCCCUGUGUCUCCACCUGUCCCUGUGUCUCCACCUGUCCCUCCAUCAUGGGGAACCGGGGGAUGGAGGAGCUCAUCCCGCUGGUGAACCGGCUCCAGGACGCCUUCGCCUCCAUCGGGCAGAACUCGAACCUGGACCUGCCGCAGAUCGCGGUGGUGGGCGGGCAGAGCGCCGGGAAGAGCUCCGUGCUGGAGAACUUCGUGGGCAAAGACUUCCUCCCUCGUGGUUCAGGUAUCGUCACCCGACGCCCCCUGGUGCUGCAGCUCAUCAACUCUCCAACAGAGUACGCAGAGUUCCUGCACUGUAAAGGGAAGAAGUUCACUGACUUUGAUGAAGUUCGUCAAGAGAUCGAAGCUGAAACCGAUCGAGUCACCGGACAGAACAAAGGAAUCAGUCCAGUCCCCAUAAACCUGCGAGUCUACUCCCCCAACGUGUUGAACCUUACUCUGGUGGAUCUUCCCGGGAUGACGAAGGUACCAGUCGGCGACCAGCCGGCCGACAUCGAGCACCAGAUCAGAGACAUGCUCAUGCAGUUUGUCACCAAGGACAAUUGCCUCCUGUUGGCUGUUUCCCCCGCCAACUCUGACCUCGCCAACUCCGACGCUCUCAAAAUCGCCAAGGAAGUAGACCCACAAGGUCUGAGGACCAUCGGUGUGAUCACCAAACUGGAUCUGAUGGAUGAAGGAACCGAUGCCAGAGACAUUCUGGAGAACAAACUGCUCCCACUGCGCCGAGGUUACAUUGGGGUGGUGAACCGCAGUCAGAAGGACAUCGAUGGGAGGAAAGACAUAAACGCAGCUCUGCAGGCCGAGAGGAAGUUCUUCCUGUCGCACCCGUCAUACCGACACCUGGCUGACCGCAUGGGCACUGCCUACCUGCAGAAAAUCCUCAACCAGCAACUGACCAACCACAUCCGGGACACUUUGCCAGCGUUACGCAGCAAGCUUCAGAGCCAGCUGCUGUCCAUCGAGAAGGAGGUGGAGGAGUACAAGAACUUCAGACCGGACGACCCGAGCCGCAAGACCAAGGCCCUGCUGCAGAUGGUGCAGCAGUUCGCUGUGGACUUCGAGAAGCGGAUCGAAGGAUCUGGAGAUCAGGUCGACACCUACGAGCUGUCAGGAGGAGCCAAGAUCAACCGAAUCUUCCACGAACGCUUCCCCUUCGAACUGGUCAAGUUGGAGAGUGAUGAGAAGACUCUUCGUAAAGAGAUCAGCUACGCUAUCAAGAACAUCCACGGCAUCAGGACGGGUCUGUUCACACCCGACAUGGCGUUUGAGACGAUCGUGAAGCGUCUGAUCGCUCAGAUCAAAGAGCCAUGUCAGAAAUGUGUCGACCUGGUGAUCAACGAGCUCGUCAACACCGUCAGGCAGUGCACUCAGAAGCUGGCUCAGUUUCCGAUGCUCAGAGAAGAGAUGGAGAGAAUCGUCACGCAGCACAUCAGAGACAGAGAGAGUCGCACCAAAGACCAGGUGAUGCUGCUGAUCGACAUCGAGCUGGCAUACAUUAACACCAACCAUGAUGACUUCAUCGGCUUCGCCAACGCCCAGCAGAAGAGCAGUCAGAUGAGUAAGAAGAAGGCGGCAGGAAACCAGGAUGAGAUCAUGGUGAUCCGUAAAGGCUGGCUGACCAUCAACAAUAUCAGCAUCAUGAAGGGCGGAGCUAAAGAGUACUGGUUUGUCCUGACAGCUGAGACACUGUGCUGGUACAAAGAUGAUGAGGAGAAGGAGAAGAAGUACAUGCUACCUGUGGACAACCUGAAACUCAAAGACAUCGAGAAAAGCUUCAUGUCCAGCAAACACAUCUUCGCCCUGUUCAACACCGAGCACAGGAACGUGUACAAAGAUUACCGUCAGCUUGAGUUGGCCAGUGAGUCUCAGGAGGAGGUGGACAGCUGGAAGGCUUCUUUCCUACGAGCUGGAGUGUACCCUGAACGCAGCGUGGAUAAAGAGAAGGUGGAGGCGGAGGAAUCAAGUGGGGACGGGCAGAUCCACAGUCUGGACCCUCAGCUGGAGCGACAGGUGGAGAUCGUCAGGAACCUGGUGGACUCGUACCUGUCCAUCAUCCACCGCACCGUCAGAGACCUGAUCCCCAAGACCAUCAUGCACCUGAUGGUCAACAACACUAAAGAGUUCAUCCAUGCAGACCUGCUGGCUCAGCUGUACUCCUGUGGAGACCAGAACAGCCUGAUGGAGGAGUCCCAGGAACAGGCUCAGCACCGUGAGGAGAUGUUGAGGAUGUACCACGCCCUGCGUGAAGGACUCCACAUCAUCGGUGACAUCAGCACUUCCACCAUCACCACGGCGAUGCCACCGCCUGUCGACGACUCCUGGCUGCAGGUGACUGGGAUGCCGUCUGGACGCAGGUCCCCCAUGUCCAGCCCCACCCCCCAGCGUCGGGCCCCUCCUGGACCUCCUCGUCCAGGCGGCCGGGCGGCCCCCGGCCCUCCGUCCCGCCCCGCGGUGUCACCUGACCCCGGACCCCCCUCCAUCCCCUCCCGACCCAACAGAGCUCCUCCGCCUGGAGUCCCCAGAAUCUCAAUCAGUGACCAGUGAGGAGUUCACCAAUGUCGGAGGGCUCCUGCAUCUCCAUCUGCAUCCUCCAGACCAGGAUCUGACUCCUCCCUCUGACAUCAUAUAUAAAUACACACACAUUAAAUUCAGCAUCAAGCGACUUAUUUUCAGAUGUACUGUAUUAUAUAUUCUUAGUUACUUUGAUUAGAGAGUAAUCAGUUACAGUGUUCCUGUCUGUGUAACGUGUUCGUGAUCACCUUCACACGAUGACCUCACACGAUGACCUCACAGGUACGACCUCACAGGUACGACCUCACAGGUACGACCAAUCACAGACUGAAGCAGGUUGUCUUGUUUCAUCCAGUCAAAGCACAGGCUCAGGUUACUGCAGUUCAGUAUGAGUCCAGUGGGGGGCGAUGGAGGACCUGAGUCAGAAACAUCUGUCGUGUUCUUUAGUGAAUCCGUCUCAGGAUAAACGUCACCGACCAGCUGUCUCGGUGACUUCGCUCUGUUCUACGUACAAAUAUUACGUUAACUUACCUGAUGUGUUUUAUUGAGACAGUACAGGCGGUAUUUUUAUCGGCCAGGAAGAAGAAGAAGAACAAGAGACACACACACACACACACACACACACACACACACACACAUUGUAGCUUUUGCCUUUCAGAUUUUCUCGUGGUCAUGUUGAGGAAAAGAUUAUGUCCAAUGUAUAAAACGUCCCAGUGGCUGCUGGACGAGUCCCAGUGGCUGCUGGACGAGUCCCAGUGGCUGCUGGAGGAGGCGCAGUGUGUCGCUGUGAAGCACAAACAUGAGUCAGGUCAGGUCGUCAUGCUGAAAGUUGUAUCUUUAAGGUGUAAUUAGUUUACAGGUUUAAUGUCUCCGCCUGUUGGAACAAUCGUCAGUUGUCUGUCUGGAGGUGAUUGUUGUUGUCAUGGUGACGUCAGUGAGUCUGUCGACACAGGAAGCUUUUUACAAUAAGACACGCCCCCACUGGUCCUCAGACAGGUAACUCAGGGGUCACUGAGGUCAUCUGCAGCAGGAAGGUCUGACUGUGUGACCCUCAGAUCUGUGAGCCAAUCAGAGGGAAGGAGAGUCCCUGAGGUCCACAGAGCUGAACCAAUUACAGACCAGGUUCCUGAUGUACAGACAGGCCCUGAAGUGUUCGUGUGUAGUUCACUGUCAUCAGCGUAAAGAUGGAUUCUACUCUUCACCUCUCUCUCUCUGUUUAUAUGACCUGUAUAUAAAACCAGCUCUCACUGGUUUCCAUGGUAACCAGCGGUGUUGCUGACUUACUGAUUUCCUGCUGAGUCACUGUUGUUCUCCUGUUUUCUUUUCUCUUCCUGUUUGUCAUUGUUCCCAGUCGUCCCAGUAAAGGUAGCCCCGCCCACGGAGAGAGCCCCCAGUCUUCUAUUGAGGGUUAACCUGACCCCACACCUGUGUGUGUGUGUGUGUGUGUGUGCGUGCGUGCGUGCGUGCGUGUGU
Epinephelus fuscoguttatus (brown-marbled grouper) is the source of this 4310-nucleotide messenger RNA. Its product is annotated as dynamin-1-like. The transcript has 24 exons. Gene Ontology annotation, cellular component: membrane; microtubule; cytoplasm. Gene Ontology annotation, molecular function: GTPase activity; microtubule binding; GTP binding. The record is from RefSeq and is a predicted model, not a curated record. The coding region runs from base 366 to 2870 and encodes 834 amino acids. Lineage: Eukaryota; Metazoa; Chordata; Actinopteri; Perciformes; Serranidae.